AUCCGAUAUCAUUUCUAUUACUUUUGAUUCUCCUUAUAGGACUCUUCUAAAAUUAAUAAAUAUUGCCGCAAAGUCUGAAAUACUAACACAAAGGAUCUCUUUUUUUUAAAAAAAAAACUUAUGUAUUUCAUAUAUGUAGAUGUAUCGUUUUUGAUUCAUUAAGGGCUACCUAAAUAGGAUAAGUGAUUAUAUAAAUUUAAAGAGAGGAGAAUACGAAAUCAGAGAGUCAGGAGAUAAGAGAAGUAAUUAAAGAACGCGGCGUCUUUAAUCAAAGUUUUGUUUAAACGAUUCAAUAAAUGUCUUCAUUUCAAGCACCAGAGGAGGAAGAACUCCAAAUUGAAAACAAAUAUCUUAAAGAAAAGAAAAUUGGUGAAGGAACAUACGCAAAAGUAUAUAGAGGCACUGAACGCGCAACUGGACGAACCGUUGCCAUCAAAAAGAUAAAACUCGUACAAACUGAAAUUGGUUCACAGGGCAUCGAAUUAUCUGCUGUAAGGGAAGUUAAGUGCUUACGUGAGUUACGACACCCUAAUGUAAUUGAGUUAAUUGAUAUUUAUUCUCAUAAAUCAAAUCUGAAACUUGUGUUGGAAUAUUUGGAUUCCGAUUUAGAAAUGAUAAUAAAAGACAAGAGCAUCCUUUUUCAGGCUCCCGACAUUAAAAGCUGGAUGCUAAUGACAUUACGAGGAUUGGAUCAUUGUCACAGGAAUUGGAUCCUACAUCGUGAUAUGAAACCCAAUAACUUGUUGGUGGGGAAGGAUGGUCAACUAAAAAUUGCGGAUUUUGGCCUAGCUCGUGAUUACGGAGAUCCUCACGCUAAAAACAUGUCCCCUCAAGUGGUUACACGAUGGUAUCGAGCUCCUGAAUUGUUUUUUAUGCCGUCUCAGUACGGUUAUGCGGUAGAUAUUUGGUCAGUUGGUUGUAUAUUUGCUGAAUUGUUACUUAGAACACCUUAUCUUGCUGGGGAAAGUGAUCUUGCACAGCUCGAACUUAUUUUUAAAGCUUUGGGAACUCCUACCGAGGAGGAUUGGCCGGGUUUUUCUGAAUUGGCUCGGGAUAUGAAAUUUCAAAAAUACUCUAGAACUCCGUUACAAGUUCAUUUCAAGGCUGCAGGAUCUGAUGCAAUAGAUUUACUGGAAAAAAUGUUAACUUAUGAUCCCAAUAAAAGAAUUAAUACACGAGAGGCAUUACUUCAUUCUUACUUUCGUAAGCUUCCUAGACCUACACCGCCUGAUCAAUUACCAAAACAGCAAAAGAUUCAGGAAAAUGCAAUCCAGCAGAACUCCAAACCAUCUAUACAAAAUCGAGGUGAACUAACGGAGCACAGAAAUAAACGUAAAGCACAAGAAAUAAGCAAUAAAAGUGAAAAAAAGAUUCAUCGUUCUUAAAUCAAUUUCUUCUAUUAUGAUUUAAUAAUUUAUUACAAGACGAAAACGUUAGUAAGAUAGCAGCAAAAAAUCCCAUAAAUAGAUUAUUGAAAUUACAAUUUUAUUUGAUUCACUUUUAUAUAUUAUAGAAAAAAUCAUUUGC
Rhizophagus irregularis DAOM 181602=DAOM 197198 is the source of this 1527-nucleotide messenger RNA. RefSeq lists its product as uncharacterized. Gene Ontology annotation, cellular component: transcription factor TFIIK complex; transcription factor TFIIH holo complex; cytoplasm. The record is from RefSeq and is a predicted model, not a curated record. Gene Ontology annotation, molecular function: RNA polymerase II CTD heptapeptide repeat kinase activity; ATP binding; cyclin-dependent protein serine/threonine kinase activity. NCBI's taxonomy places the organism in Eukaryota, Fungi, Glomeromycota, Glomeromycetes, Glomerales, Glomeraceae. Gene Ontology annotation, biological process: positive regulation of transcription by RNA polymerase II; protein phosphorylation.